AAGAAGGGCUGGGAAGAACGAGAGAAGGCAGAGAGGGGGAAGGGACGAGGGCCCGGGCGCCCAAACCAUGCGGGGCCACUGCAACCACCAGGAGCAUCCCCCAGCGCCCCAGCGCCCCAGCCCGGCCAGGUGAUGGAGUUGGAGCGGUCUGAUUCCCGCUCCCGAUCCCUUCUCUCGCUCCCGCUCCCGCUCCUGCUCCUGUUGCCCCUGUCCCUGUCCCUGUCUCUGUCCCAGGAACUGUCACGGGAAACCUCCGGAACCCCGUCCUCACCAAGCUUCAGCGGCUGCUCGUCAGACCCCUGCACCCACGGGGGCACCUGCCAGAGCACCAGUGAUGGCGGCUUCCUGUGUGUCUGUCCCACAGAGCCCGUGGCCUAUGCGGGGGCCCUCUGUGAGGAGCUCUACGACGCCUGCUCUGAGCGGGUCUGUCCCCACAACCAGACCUGCCACGCAGCUCCAGGGGCUCUGAACCACACCUGCCGCUGCCCUCCCGGCUCCUGGGGCCCCACCUGCGACACAGCCGGCUGUGGGGACCAUGGCUGUCCCGGGAGCUGUGCCGUGCAGCCGUGCCAUCAUGGGGGCACCUGCCUGGCAGCAGGGGCCGGCUCUGCUUGCCUCUGCCUCCCGGGGUGGACGGGACCUCUGUGUGAGGAGGACGUGGAUGAGUGCAAGUCGGGGCCCUGCCAGAAUGGGGCUCUCUGUGUGAAUGACCCAGGGGGGUUCCUGUGCUACUGUGUGCCGGGCUUCCAGGGCCCGCACUGCGAGCUGGACAUCAAUGAGUGCGCGUCCAGGCCCUGUAAGCACGAAGCGUCCUGCAUCAAUCGUGUGGAUGGCUACCAGUGCCUUUGUUCCCCUGGCUACACAGGUCUAAACUGUGAGACAGAAAUAGAUGAAUGUGAGUCAGACCCCUGCCAGAAUGGGGGUUCCUGCCUGGACGGCAUUGGCACCUACCAGUGUCUUUGUUCCCCGGGUUUCACUGGACAUAAUUGCCAGGUGGACAUUGAUGAGUGUGAGAGUCAGCCUUGUGCCAAUGGAGGCAUAUGCCAGAACUUCAUCAAUAGGUUCCAGUGCGACUGCGGUGGGACCGGCUUUGAGGGUGCACUCUGCGAGGUGGAAGUGCUGGAGUGCCUGUCCAGCCCGUGCCUGCACAAUGCCACCUGUCUGGAUGGGCUGGGCAACUACACGUGCGUCUGCCUGCCAGGCUACCAUGGGGAGCACUGUGAGAUGGAUGAGGAUGACUGCGCGGGGGACCCCUGCCUUCACGGGGGCCUCUGUCUCCAGCGAUCCAAUCAGUCCCUCUACGGGGGGGCCCAACCUGUCUUCCCCGGGACCUUCAGCUACAGCUCAGCAGCUGGCUUUGUGUGCCAGUGCUUGCCUGGAUUUGCAGGGGACAACUGCUCCGUGGAUGUGAAUGAGUGCGAGUCCCAUCCCUGCCAGAAUGGAGGGACCUGUGAGGAUCUUCCCAACAGCUUCCAGUGCCACUGCCUGGCAGGGUACACAGGUGUCUCCUGUAUGGUCAACGUGGACGACUGCGCGUCUGAGCCCUGCUUCCACGGGGCGCCCUGCGAGGACGGCGUCAAUGACUACGUGUGCCACUGCCCCCCGCGGUGGGGCGGGAAGGACUGCUCCGUGCUGCUCACGGGCUGCGAGGGCCACGCCUGCCGGCCCGGGGCGCAGUGCACGCCCACCUACCGGGCGGGGGCGCACGGCUACGCCUGCCGCUGCCCGCCGGGCUUCCACGGGCCCACGUGCGCCCAGCCCACCACGUUUUCCCUGGCGCCCGGCGGCUCCUUGCUCGUGGCGCUGCCCGUGGGCGACGACGGGCCCGGGCCGGCGGCCGUGUCGCUGAGGUUCCGCACCACGCUGCCCGACGGGCUUCUGUUCUCGCGCGGGGACGCCGUGGAGAGCCUCACCCUGGAGCUGUCCCGGGGCUCCCUGCGGGCCACCCUGAGGAGCCCGGGCUCCGAGCUCGCCCUGAGCCUCCGCGCCCCCUCGCUGAGUGACGGGCACUGGCACCGGGCGGAAGCGGCCCUCGCCCGCUCGGCCCUGGAGCUGCGGCUGUGGCACGAGGCCUGUGGGAGCGCGCCCUGCCUGCGCAGCCGCCCCCUGGCGGAGGAGGUGGCCCCGCUCGCCGGCGCUUCCUCGACGGGGUGCGCCCCGCCCGGCGGAGGCCUGGCCUGGACCUCUGGCCAGCCUUCCGCUGACGUGCGCGUGGGGCGCCUCGAGGGCGCCCAGGCCGUGGCUCCUGAGGUACCACGGGAGGCCUUCAGCCCCUCCCCAGGUGAGCGGCACGCGGGGCUGGUCGCUUCCCCCUGCCGACCCCUCCAGUACCACAGUACCACAGGGUUGCCCCAGGGUGAGGGGUGCUUGAGAAGCCCGGGCGUCCCCCUUCGGACUCCGAGGGGAGAGCAGGCCGGAGCGCCCUCCCCCGUGCUGAGGCUUUCUCCGCUGUUCCCCCUCUCCCCAGAGCUGCCCGCCUGGACCUUCGGCCUGGGGGGCUCCCACAGCGCGGCCUCCUUCCUGCUCAGGGACGCGCCGGGCCCCAACCUCACCGUGUCCUUUGUCCUGCGGACUCGCCAGGCCGCCGGCCUCCUGCUGCAGCUGACCAACGGCUCUCUGCCGGCCUACACCGUGUUCCUGGCCCGGGGGGAGCUCCGCGUGGAGGUGGCCGCCGCGGCCCAGGUGGUGGCCCUGCCCGGGCGCUUGGAUGACGGGCACAAGCACCUGGUGACCCUGGGCCUGGGCCGGGGGCAGCUCCAGGGGCCGCCUCUGGGCCCCAGCUACGAGGUCUACGUCGGGGGUCUGGCCUCGGCAGCCUGGGCCCAGCCCUGGGGCGGCAACUUUAAAGGUUGCCUGCAGGAUAUCCGGCUUAACAGCCUCCGCUUGGACCUUCUCCCCCUCCUUCAGCCCGACAACCGGACCGGUUCUGGGGGAGCGUUGGAAGGGCGGGCCAGCAACCUUACUCUGGGCUGCGUCUCGGAAGAUACCUGCAGGUUUGACCCUUGUCACAACGGAGGGACAUGUACUGUGACCUGGAAUGACUUCAUCUGCAGCUGCCCUCACAAUUUUACAGGGCCCACGUGUGCUAAACGCCUAUGGUGUCAGGCCCAACCCUGUCCCCCUUCUACCACCUGUGCCGAAGUCCCCGAUGGUUAUGUAUGUCUGGCCAACGCUACGUUCCAAGAUCAGCCGCCCGCCGUCUUCACCAGCCACAAUAUGUCGGCCCAGCGGGAGCUUGUGGCGCUCUCCUUGGCUUUCCGGACCCGCGACCUGGAGGCCGUCCUGCUGCAGGCAGCUGGGGAGGGAGCCUCGCUGAGGGUGGCCAUUCACAACGGCUCUUUGUCUGUGUCUGUGCGCAGCGGGAACAGCGUUGAGGGGGCUACCUUUGGAGGCGUUGCGCCCGUUUCCGACGGGGCCUGGCACCUGGUCUCCCUGGCUAUGGAGGAGCCAGCGGCUUCCCUCUCUCGAUGGCAGCUGCGUCUGGAUGAGGCACAAAACGUGACCCUUUGGGGCCAGGCAGGGACCCUGGACUUCCUGCGCCACCACGUGCGGGUGGUUUUGGCUGAAAACUUCACAGGCUGCUUGGGCCGCGUGACCGUGGGCGGCCUGGACCUGCCCUUCGCCCGCCUGCCCACACCUCUCCCCCAGCCGGAGCAGUUCCUUCUGGAGGGUGGUGGUGUGGAUCUGGGCUGUCGCGGGCAUCCCGUGUGCUCAGCAGAGCCCUGUCUUCACGGGGGCACUUGCCAGGACCUCUUUGACGCCUUCAGCUGUGCCUGUGGGGCCAGUUGGAAUGGCCCGCGGUGUGAGGUGGACGUGGACGAGUGUGGCUCUGCUCCCUGUGUCCACGGCCGCUGCAGGAACUUGCCAGGCAGCUACCAGUGCCAGUGCAGCGCAGGCUACACAGGGAAGCACUGUGAGAGCGACGUGGAUGACUGCCUCGAGCACUCAUGUCUGCAUGGGGCUACCUGCGUGGACGGCCUCCUCAGCUACUCCUGCCGCUGCCCUCCCGAGUUCUUCGGCCCCCGGUGCCAGUGGCCCUUCCCGCCGGAAGAAUGCGGCCGCAAUUUCACUUGCCUGAAUGGAGGCCACUGUUCUGAUGGGCCCUGGGGAGCCAACUGCAGCUGCCCGAUGGGCUUCACAGGCCUGAGGUGUCAAAUUCGGAUACCUGAGUGUGAACCCAACCCUUGCCAGAAUGGCGGUACCUGCCAAGCAGCUGGGAGUGAAGUUGAAUGUAUCUGCAGCAGCAAUUUUGGGGGCCGGCAUUGUGAUGUGGCUAAGGGGCCUCCAGUCACGCUGUUCUCGUUCCCGCUGAUUGAGGUCGUGGUGCCCGUGGCCUGCGGGUGCCUUCUGCUGCUCCUCAUCGGCCUCCUCUCGGGGGUCCUUGCAGCCCGGAAAAGACGUCAGUCUGAGGGGACCUACAGUCCCAGCCAACAGGAGGUGGCGGGGGCCCGGCUGGAAAUGGACAGUGUCCUCAAGGUGCCUCCUGAGGAGCGGUUGAUAUGACCUGUGCCCUUCACCCCCAGCACACACAAUACACAUACAACUCCCAGGCCAGGGAUUGGGGCCGUGGCCCAGGGCUCAGAUGGUGAGCCAGCCCUGGCAGGAAGCCACCCACUCAGUUAUGACGUAUGGGCUCCACUAAAGCCAACUGCAAAGGGCCAAGGGAACCCUGGUCCUCGGAGAUGGGCUACGUCACAAGCUCUUUCCUCCUCCGCCUCUCGGGCCAGUGAAGCUUGGGACUCCUGGUCUGAUACCAGGAAAACUGCACCAAUCCCAGGAGCCCUAGAAAGCAGAGGGUCAAGGAUGUGCUACAGCAGCAAAUGCUCUGGAUCUGGAGUCAGCCUUUUGGCCCAACUUUGAAUCCUUCUCCCUCAUGUGACAUUUCCCUUCUUUUGGCUUUGGUUUUCCCUUUGGUAGACUGAGAGGACUGGGUUUGGGUCCUUCCAGCUUUAUCCAAUAAACUGACUUGGAUUAUUUGGUUAUCUUCCCCCUGGAUCCUGAGAGCAGAGCUCUUCCUUGACCCAUGUCGGCCAGCACUGUGCAGGCAGCUUGGGACCCGGUGGAGAUGGCUGCAGGGCCCAGGAGGGCCCCAUUUCAGAUAGAAACUGCCUGUCCAGGGGCCCUCCCUCUUGUCUGCCUGACAUGUAGAACCUUCAGCCCUAUUUCCUCCUCCUCAGCCUCAGGAAGAGUUUUUGAGGGAACUGGACUUUCUGAGGGAAUUCUGCCCAGUGCUCCCAGGACCAAACUGCCGCCUCUUUCCCUAACACCAGUGGCAGGGUUCCAGAUGGGACCAAGAACAAGAAACACAUAUGAAGAAUGCUUGUGGAGGACAUCAGUUCUUCCUUACCUUGGUCACCAUCUUUGGAUCACCUUUAGGAAAUGGGGCACAACUCAGGGAACCAAACCCGCACGACAAGAGUAAUGCAAGAGAGCUAAAGACCACCCUCCCCUUGCCCCUUCCUUCUUUCUGGUAUCUGUGUAUUCCUAUUUAAGGAAUUGUGCUUCAGCUGGGCUGAGGCUGUGUGUGUGUGCGUGUGCGCGUGUGUGUGUGUGAGUGUGAGAGACAGAGUGGGGGCAGAUUUGUGAGCACACAUGUAGCCUUUAUGGGCAUCCCGGUGUGUUCAUAUUAAUGUACACUUGUGCGUAUAUAUACCUAUGUGUAUGUAUAUUUGAUUAUGGGGCGGGCCAAAGGCAGGGAGGAAAGGCCAAAUGUCACAAAUCUUGGGUUUACUGAAGGCUUGGUUAGAGUUUUGCUGGGAACAGUCCACAGAAUGCAAAAAUUCCUAUUUCCAGAUGACUUUCGUGUAGCAUCUGGAAAAUCAAGAUGAAGAACUCUAAUCAAGUCUGCGAGCAUCUCCUCUCUUCCCAGAAAUGUCAGUGGCACUUUCCUCUCAAUACAUAGGACGAGUCACACACACUGGAGUUAAAUUCGUAAAUUGUACUACUGAACCUGAACACUGGGGCCCGGAGCCCAGAAGUGCCUUCUAACGCCCUGAACACGGCUAUCUAACAUCUUGGAUUCUGGUUGUAAUGCACGUGGUUUUUAUGUGCUUAGUGGAGAUGGUGAUUUUCAUCUUGUAUGUUGUCCUUUCACAACUGUGAUGGAAUCUUCUCCUGAACCACCAAUCAGUGCAGGCCACAUACUGUCUUAGUGUCUCUGAAACCAUCUGCCAGGAUGGGAUGGCUAGUAAGGCUCUCCUUGGUAAGGGAGGAUAAUGAGCCAUCACUCCUGCCUAGGCAACCAGAAAAAGCCAACAGAAACUCCUAGGCGAAAAUGCUCUAGUCUUUGAAGUUUUUCUCUCUGCUGACUCCAGGUCCCUGUCUCCCUUGUAGCUUUUGUUAAAUUCCUGCUUUGUCCAGAAUCUCUUUGGGGGCACUCUGUCCCCCAAACCCCACAGGAACUAUGUGGUAGCUGGGGCCACAAAGCUAUAUUGUCAUAUAGGGGCAGCAAUAAAUAAGUCAGGUAAAAUUGUUCUAAAAUCUGCCUUCAUCUUACAUACCCACUAGCAAAAACAAAACCAAAAGCCAAAUUCUUGUAAAGCGUUCUGGAUGGCACAAAAGCACUCUUCUCUACUCUGGGAAAGGUACUGGGAUUGAUGUCAGACUAUUCCAGGAUUACACACUGGCUUUAUAUGUUUUCAUGGCACAUGUGAUUUAGGGCAGCCCAGGAGGAUAGAGAUGGCUGGGCCUGAGUCAAGAAAACUUGAGUUCAGAUACUUUCUAGCUUUGUGACUCUGGGCAGCUCCCUUAACCCUGUCUGCCUCAG
Molecule: messenger RNA, 6766 nt
Organism: Sarcophilus harrisii (Tasmanian devil)
Lineage: Eukaryota; Metazoa; Chordata; Mammalia; Dasyuromorphia; Dasyuridae
Gene: CRB2
Product: crumbs cell polarity complex component 2
Exons: 16
Coding region: 133-4503 (1456 amino acids)
Biological process (GO): establishment or maintenance of epithelial cell apical/basal polarity; heterophilic cell-cell adhesion
Cellular component (GO): plasma membrane; protein-containing complex
Molecular function (GO): calcium ion binding
Source: RefSeq, a predicted model, not a curated record